AUGGAUUUCGUGAGCCGCCACGCCACCGCACCCUCUGCCACCACCGCCACUGCUGAUCAACAAACAUCCCCCAGCGAGCCCACCCCGCCGGCCGCACCGUCUCCGCCAGUUGCGACCGCAGAGGAGCCCGAAUAUCUCUCUAGAUACCUGGUAGUGAAGCAUUCAUGGCGGGGAAGGUACAAGAGGAUCCUCUGCAUCUCUCACUCUGUGAUCGUCACGUUGGACCCGUCCACGCUUUCUGUUACCAACUCCUACAAUGUGGGUGGCGAUUACGAAGGCUCCGCGCCUGUUCUGGGUCGUGAUGAAAAUUCUCCGGAAUUCACGAUCAGUGUGCGCACGGACAGCCGCGGCAAGUUCAAAGGAAUGAAGUUCUCGUCGCGUUAUAGAGCAAGCAUUCUGACGGAGCUGCAUCGCCUGCGCUGGCCUGGAGGAUCACAAAUUUCAGAGUUCUCUGUGCUGCAUCUACGACGAAGGACAUCAGAGUGGCUUCCCUUUGUAAGUUUCUCUUUUUGCCUACAACAUCGCCAAUUUGAUUCAAAGGGUCAGAUUUGGGUUCUCAAGCUCCUGUUUUACUGCAGAAAAUGAAGGUCACUGCUGUCGGAGUCGAAAUUCUUGAAUUUCCAUCAGGAGAUCUUCGCUGGUGCUUGGAUUUCAGAGACAUGGCUUCUCCCGCUAUUGUUCUCCUUGCGGACAGUUAUGGGAAGAAAAACUUAGAUAACACAGCUUUUGUUCUGUGCGCUCUCUAUGGAAGGAAAUCUAAAGCUUUUCUCGCAUCUCCUGGAACUUCGACUACUGCAAUUAUAUCAAGUUUGGUGAGGCUUUUUCUUUCUCAAUUUUUCAGUUCUUCAUUGUCAAUGUUUGAGCACAGCUGCUUCUGGAAGCUUUUCUUAAAAAAAUACGCAAUGGAUUUAGUUCGAACAAGGAAUUAUAUUUAAUCAAACUCUUGAACAUUUCAUGCAGACAAAGACUGCAAAGUCGACAGUUGGUUUGUCUUUAACUGUCGACAGUUCUCAGUCAUUGACAACAGUGGAGUACAUUAAGCGAAGAGGUAAGCACAUUAAAACACCCUCUAGCUCUGAAGACUACCAGGUGGUGUUUAUGUUGUGCUUUGUUUCCUUGAUCCAUUAUUAACUGACCCACAGGAUCCGGAUCAGUUUCUCAGGAUUCCAGUUAAGUGAUAUAGAGGGGCUCCAUUUCUAUUUAAAAGAGUUUUAUAGAGAAAAUUGUUUGAAUUGGAGUCGAGUUUAUCUUUCUUCUUACCGAGUUCAUAUAAAAUGAGUGACUGUUGUACAGCGAAGUGCAACAAUCAAAAAGUUCUGAAACAGUAUUGGUUCUCAAUAUUCCAGAAUUUUGAUUCCCCAAGGUCCUAUGUUCUAGCCUAGAUAACACAUGUAACAGUCUAAAAAGGUCGAACGUGGUCAUCUACCAAUUUGUAUGAACCUUUCAGCUAUUUCAGAGACGCUUUAAAUUUAUAAUUCUUAAAUAAAAAAUGGCAGAUCUUAACAAAAAUAGUUUUUUUUGUUUAGUAUUAGCUUAUCAAAGAAGAAUUUUUCGUAUUUUUGCGGAUAGAAAGCGUGCUAAAUAAUCCAAGUUGGAGAAACCAAAAAUAGGGGGUCAUUGUGUUCUCUGGCCUAUUUUGUUUCAUUGUUCAUCCGAAAGUGAUCUUCUUUUUCGUGGAUCAUCACUUGUAAGUGCACAAUACACAUUUUGGAAGGAGGAACAUUUGAAAUGAGUUCAUUGUGCACAGGACCAAAAGGCGGGAAAAAUAAAGAAAUUUCAGCCAUUUUAUCAGAACAGUCUCAUAAAGUUCUCUAUUUAGAUCCAGAUGGUGAAUAGUCUAAAACAUCCUUCUUGUUUGUUCAAAGAUAAAUUGAAAGUGUCUUUUCUGAUGCAAUGGAUGUAACUGCUUGCCCUAAAACUGCUCAGUUGUUUUUGUUUUAUUUUAGUUGCAUGUUAGCACUAGUUGUAAGAGUGUUGAACAAUUCUUGUCACGAAACAAGCUAAACAAUAAUAACUGAGGUCACUGCUUCACACCAUUAAUGUCAUUGAAUCUCUUGUUCAAUAGCCAAAGCAGCAGAGUCACUAAACAAGGCUGUUACAAAGUUGGCCCUUUUGUGUUCUUUCUGUAACUCUCCAGGGCAGCCACAAAAUUGUUGUAGGGGAAACGAAUCUACAUAGUUUCAGGUUGUAAAUUUAAGGAAACUCUUCAAACACUAAUACAAUCGAAGUAUCUCAGAAAGGAUGCUUUCACUGGAAACAAGCAUGGUUUGAACAGUGAAAAAGAUGACCAAGAGCAAGUGAUAUAAAUAAUGUUCUUGGGCAUAAUCACCGUUCAACAUUUUCUCACCUGGCUGCAUCAUCUGGACUCUAAACGUGCUACGGUUGAUGCGGCCUCCCUGUUGCAACUGUUCCAUGAACUGUUGAAGCCCCCUAUCCACAGAAGUUCUGCUACUUUUACAAGCUGUCAAUCUACUGCGAUCAGGCACUAGUUGCCAUGGAGGCAUCAACUGUCUCGUUUAUGGGAUCAGUUGCAUCUCAGUUCCUUUUCUUUUUUGAACGAAUUUUCGUGUUGGAUUUUGGGCACUAUGCGUUCUCUUUGUAUCCCAUCUUUUUUUUCUCACUGACCCAAACUUUCCCUGGUGAUCUGAAUGCGCUGCAGACAUUUAAUUGAACAGAACUAAACGUUCAUCAUUCAUUUAAGCGGACUCAGAAUCCAUGACUCUUCUGAUCCAGAAUCUCAUCAAAAUAUAAGUAAUUUAAUUCAGCAAUAUAUCUGGUAGCUUAACAAGCUAAUUGAAUUAAAUUUUCUUAUGCCUUGUCAGACAUUCAAUUUUAUGAUUCAUUUUGGCCCGAGGAUACAAGAUGAUACUGGUACACAAAAAAUAAAUGAACUUGUAGAAGUAGAAUGCUGCACCAGAAGAUAUUGGUUGAUGCACUUCCCUUUCAUAUGUAGAUCACUUCGAAAAAGUUAAUCAGUCCUGAUGUUUUUCUUUCAAUCUGUAUGAUAUUUCUGUUAUCUGAUAUGAUUACAAUUCAGUUGGUACCAACAGUUGUGUAGCUUCUCAUUCCAACUCGUUCAUUUGACAUAUGCCAUAAUUUUGAAAAUCUUGUUUUUUUGCCAUAUCAUUUAAGCCAUUGUUUCAAUAGCUUUUAUUACUUUUCAGCAAGGGAGGCUGUUGGAGCAGAGGAGACACCAUAUGGAGGGUGGUUGGUUACUAGGCUGCGGUCUGGAGCUCAUGGAACUGACAAUGUCUCAGGACUGAGCUUGGUAGUUGGCCCUAAAGGGGGACUCGGUGAUCAUGGUGAUUCUGUACCUCGACAACUUAUCCUCACAAAAGUUUCACUUGUUGAAAGGCGACCAGAGAACUAUGAGGUAGAUAAUCUUUUGUCUGAGAUACUUUUAAGUCAUUCCUUUCUAUGCCUGUGUGCAUUACUUCCUGUUAGCUACUAGAAAUACUGUUUUCCAUGUCCUCAUGAGGUCCUUCAAAUAGUGUGGAAUUACAUCAGCUCUGCCUAGGGAGGUGUGAGUAAGUGUUGAAUAUAGGUGAAUGCAUAUUGACAUUUUGCAUUGGGGCAUACUAGUGAUUCCCUACAGAGUCUUUGCCAAGGAAAUCCAUAAGUCUAGUUGCCAAAAAAUUUGGAAGUGACAUAUUUAAUUUCCCAAAAACUUCUAUUUUAUCAAUGAAUGCCUGUUGCUUUUGGAAAAAAAUAUAUUUCCCAUGUAAAUUACGGACUCAGACUCAAAACUUUGUUAAUCUGUAAGCUGAGUUGAAUUCAAGAGCAUCCGUUAAACUCAUUUUAAUUGCAUGAGUUUCCCAUAUCAGUUUCAGAGGGCCGACCCUCAUUUUUGACAUUAGAUCCUGAUAUUUAUAAGUUCCUUUUUUUAGGGUUAUAACGCUCGAUUCUCAUAUCUUAGAACAUGUGCUCAAAGUUUUUGCGCUUAUUAUACGUAGAUCAUCUUAUUUAAGAGUGAGCUCUCAUCGUUUGGAUUAUUUAACAUUGUUUUAGCUUGAAAUCAUAGAAAAUGUCAUGGACAAUUGGUCUCCACCCACCCCCACCCCCGUUAGGUCAUUCCUCGAAUGCCAGGAACUCUUUUUGGAACUGUGAGUGGGCUCUUGGGUUUGGGGAAGAAACAGGUGGAGACAUUUGGUUUCUGGUUUUAUUUACCUUUGCAGGUUGGUGCUGUCUCUUCAUGAAGCAAAAGGAAAAAUAGGUGUGAUUUCCCUUUACAUCUAGCAGAAAACCUGAAAUAAUUGAAUUUGGAAAGAGGAAGCCUCCAUUUUUUCUAGAAAGAGGCAGUUUUGACUUAUCUUUGCUCCUGUCAGACUGUACAAUUUACUCACCGACAUGCUGCUUUGCCAUUACUUUUUUCUCCAUGUUUAUCUUCAGUACUGUCCUUUUCUGUAUACUAGUAUACUUUUGUGGCGAUUUGUGAUGAAGGAAAGAUCACACAAUGUAUGAUAUUGAUAAUUCUAUCCAGGCUGUCAUUGUUCGACCUUUAUCUGCUGUUAGUUCUCUUGUACGGUUUGCUGAAGAGCCACAGAUGUUCGCUGUUGAAUUCAAUGAUGGUUGCCCCAUUCAUGUAAGAGUCAGAUGCCUAUAGCUGAUAGCAAUAAGGAAGGUUGAACCUUCUAAGAAAAUGGGAAAAUCUCUCUAAGCCGUCGGUGUUUCCAUUUCAGGUCUAUACAAGUACCUCCCGUGACAGCUUGUUAGCAGCAGUUCAAGACGUGUUGCAAACAGAAGUAGGUAGAUGUAUUCCUCUCUGUACGGAUGAGUUGUUAGAUUAUGAUGCUUUUUUAUCUUUCAAUAUUCUCUUUUUGUCGGCUUGCUAGUCAGGUUUCCUUUUUUAACGCCAUAUAUGACUCACAAGUCUGAAAAACUGCAUCAUGUUAAUUCACUUUAGUAAGAUUAUUCUAAAUUACGUUGAUUGGAUCAAGAGUCAUGCUCAUUAUCGAGAAAAAAUGUUGUGGAUUGGUGAAAUUCUUACAGAAGAUUAUCAUAAUCAACUUUGGGGAUUGAGACUUAACUGAGUUGGCCUUUUCAUGUUGGCUGAAAGUGGUUCAAAUUUAGCAAAUUCAGCCAAUGAAAGCUUACAUUCCUUUGAAUUUAAUUAAUACAGGGACAAUGUCCUAUUCCUGUGCUGCCAAGGUUGACAAUGCCUGGUCACCGUUUGGAUCCCCCCUGUGGGAGGGCAUAUUUUCAGUCUCAGCAGCGUCCUGUUUCUGACGUAGAGAGCAUAACUAUGCAUUUGAAGCAUCUCUCUGCUGCUGCCAAAGAUGCUGUAGCUGAGGGGGGCUCAGUCCCUGGAUCAAGAGCAAGAUUAUGGCGCAGAAUAAGGGAAUUUAAUGCAUGCAUACCUUACAGCGGUUUGCCCUUCAACAUUGAAGUGCCGGAGGUGGUUCUCAUGGCUUUAAUCACAAUGCUCCCAGCAACUCCAAACCUUCCUCCAGAUGCUCCUCCCCCUCCUUCACCGUCUCCUAAAGCAGCUGCAACAGUCAUUGGUUUUGUGUCAUGUUUACGGAGAUUGCUUGCAUCCAGAAGUGCAGCCUCGCAUGUGAUGUCAUUUCCUGCCGCAGUUGGGAGGAUAAUGGGUCUACUUAGGAAUGGUUCAGAGGGAGUGGCAGCGGAGGCUGCUGGGCUUGUUGCUGUUCUUAUUGGUGGAGGUCCUGGUGAUACUAAUGUGCUGGUGGACUCUAAGGGUGAACGGCAUGCAACUUUUAUGCACACAAAAUCGGUUUUGUUUGCCAACCAAAACUAUGUUACUGUUCUUGUAAAUAGGUUGAAACCCAUGUCUGUUUCACCUUUACUUUCAAUGUCCUUUGUGGAAGUUCUUGAAGCUAUGCUUUGUGAGCCUCAUGGUGAAACCACUCAGCAUGCUACUUUUGUUGAACUACUGCGCCAAGUAGCUGGUUUGAGACGUCGGUUGUUUGCUCUGUUUGGGCAUCCUGCUGAAAGUGUCCGCGAAACUGUAGCAGUUAUCAUGCGAACGAUUGCUGAGGAAGAUGCAAUUGCAGCGGAAUCCAUGCGUGAUGCUGCCCUGAGAGAUGGUGCUCUCUUGAGGCAUUUGCUACAUGCUUUCUUUCUUCCAGAUGGGGAACGACGUGAUGUUAGAUUGCUGAGGAAGAUGCAAUUGCAGCGGAAUCCAUGCGUGAUGCUGCCCUUGGUGGAGACAUUUGAUGCUUUCUUUCUUCCAGAUGGGGAACCGUGAUGUUAGUCGGCAGCUUGUGGCCUUUUGACCUGCCUUUGACUUGCUCUCAAGAAUACUUCCACCUGGGCUUGUUGCUUAUUUGCAAACUCGCCCUGAUGAAAGUUUGGCUGAAGAUUCCCCUGAAUCAAUCUGGUCAAGAAGCACCAUUUACAAGAAGAAGGCAUAGACGUAUUCUUCAUCAGAGAAAGGGCCGGACUGGAAAAGGUGUUGACAAUCUAGUGCCAUCAGUAAGUAGUGUUGAGGUUGGUGAUAAUGGAAAGAUGGCCACUGGUGCAUCGAGUGUAGCAGAAAACCAUUCAAAACCUCCCACUGAAUCAGCUGUUGGACAGGUGUCAGCUUCUAAUCCUAUUUUUCCAGAAAGAAAUUUGACAAAUGAACCCACUGAGGGAGGGUUUCUGCGUGCUGACGUUUCUAGAGCUGUUGCUUCUGAUGUUGCCCUGCAUUCUAGUGUGCAAACUACAGAGCCAGGCAAUUCUGAUGCUAAUGACGUCGGUUCUUUGGCUUGUGACUUCCCUGCCCCUGCUCAGGUCGUGGUUGAGGACACUCCUGUUGGUUCUGGGAGGUUACUCUGCAACUGGCAUGAGUUCUGGAAAGAAUUUGGUCUAGACCACAACAGAGCUGAUUUGAUCUGGAAUGAGCGUACGAGACAAGAACUUAGGGAAUGCCUACAAGCUGAGGUCCACAAGUUAGACGUUGAAAAAGAGCGCACAGAAGACAUCGUCCCUGGAUGUGUUACAAUGGAGGCAUUGGCAAGGUUAGAUCAUGCCCCCCGAAUUUCAUGGAACUACACCGAAUUUUCAGUGAGCUAUCCAAGCUUAGCAAAAGAAGUUUGUGUGGGCCAGUAUUAUUUGCGAUUGCUGCUUGAAAGUGGAAAUGGUUACCGUGCCCAGGAUUUUCCAUUACGUGAUCCUGUUAAAUUCUUUAGGGCAUUGUACCACCGAUUUUUAUGUGAUGCAGAUACAGGACUCACUGUGGAUGGUGCUAUUCCUGAUGAGCUGGGUGCAUCUGACGAUUGGUGCGAUAUGGGUAGGCUGGAUGGAUUUGGUGGUGGAGGAGGCUCUUCUGUCAGAGAGCUUUGUGCAAGAGCUAUGACGAUUGUGUAUGAACAGCAUUACAAAGUGAUUGGCCCUUUUGAUGGUACUGCUCAUGUUACUGUUCUCUUGGAUAGGACUAAUGAUCGAGCACUGAGACACCGUCUUCUUCUUCUUUUAAAGGUAUUCAAGUUAGUGAAGCCAUAUAUUUCCACGGUUUAUGUUUUGUUAAUUAGUUGGUUAUUUCAUGAUAGCAAUUCUUUAACUUCCUCUGGGUUGAUGAUGUGCUUGCAUUUUGCAAUGAAUUAUUGGGAAAAUAUUGAAAACAGGGGUGCUGGAUGUCAGUUUUUUCUUCCCAGAAAUAUUCUGGUUAUAUAAGCAGUCACCCAAUUGUACCUCCAGACCAUUGUUUAAUGAUGAAUGUAACUUACCGGUAUGCUUUUAGUUUUUCCUUAGAAGACAGUUAAAAAAGGGAGAACAUAUUAGGUCACAAACGUGUGUAUGCCUUAGUCUGAUUCCUCAACAUGAUGAUGGUCAUGUCCCAUAUUUUUGAUUGCUGUUUCUCGUCAAUUAAUAAAUCCUUGACGAGCUGGGAAUUCAGGGAAUUAUACCCUCAUUUUAUUUUUAUUUUUUUAGCUAGAAGAAACCUUUAAAAAAUUAGUAAAGGUUUUCGUAGCCUUGUCUCACUGGUCAUAUGUUUGUGGAAAAUUAGAUAUCGGAUGGUUAAAAUCAUUUAAGAAAUGGCAUCCAACACCCCCGUCGGACUCCCUUCUUAUUUCUUAUUUUUUUCAUAAUUUCAUCUUGUUUUCCGUUUUCUCUUUUCAUGUGAUUCUUUUUUACUUUCAUUGGAUGUGCUAUAAAUGUUUUUUGCGUUCUAAUUUUUUUUGUUGCUUAUUGGCUGCAUAUUAUGCUAAAUUUCAGGUUCUGAUGAAGGAUCUUUUGAAUAUUGAAUCUUGUGUCUUGGUUGGUGGGUGUGUUCUAUCUGUUGAUCUAUUGACAGUAGCUCAUGAAGCUUCAGAAAGAACUUCAAUACCUCUACAAUCUAAUUUGAUUGCUGCUACUGCUUUUAUGGAGCCACUGAAGGAAUGGAUGUUUGUUGAUACGGAUGAGGUUCAAAUCGGGCCACUAGAGAAAGAUGCUGUUCGGAGGUUCUGGUCAAAAAAGUCUAUCAAUUGGGCAACCCGAUUUUGGGCUUCUGGAAUGCUUGAUUGGAAAAGACUGCGUGAUAUCCGUGAAUUGCGAUGGGCAUUAAGCAGUGGAGUUCCUGUUUUAACCCCAGUUCAGGUACUCGCGUAUGUGAAUCACUAUUUGAAGUUAAACGUACUCUGUUAUUGAACUUUAAUACUCAGUAAUUAAAUGAUGCUCUCCACUUUCAAAUAUAAAGUUAUAUAUGUUUUAAUUUUUUAGUCCCAUUUUUGUCGGCUGUAUGUUUAUCAGUAUUGCAUUAGCCUCUUUAAGAUCCUGUCUCUAUCAAUGUCUUUUGGAUAUUAGGACACAGUCCUUGGUGGAUGAAUAUUGUAUGAGGUUUGAAGGGUCUUUGAUGUGCAGAGAGGCAGAUAAUUUUUUCAGUUUAGUAUAAUUAUCUGAUGUAGUUUGUAAAUCUUUCCUAGGUGGGGGAAGCUGCGUUGUCUAUCUUGCAUCAUAUGGUGUCAGCACAUUCAGAUCUCGAUGAUGCAGGAGAGAUUGUCACCCCCACUCCAAGAGUGAAACGGAUUCUGUCAAGUCCACGGUGUCUUCCACAUGUUGCACAGGUGAUUCUCAUUUUGUUCGUCAUAAUUUUCUUCUUUUUAAUUAUGAUAUUAUAAUACCAUAGAAUCUCCACGGAAUUAUCUAAGUUCUCUUCAGCCUUUUAGUUUAUGAAAUAAGUUAGUGAGCAACAAAUUUGGUCUUAUUAAAAAAAGAUGAAAAUAAACUAGGAUCCAUUUUUCUUAAGGCAAUAUCCUACCUUGUUUAGUAAUAUCUAGGUUAGGAGGGUAUCCAUGACCUCAGUGCCAUUCUAAGCUUUGGUCCAGUUCAAUCACACUUCUGCAAAAUAUGGUGAAUCAUGGCCCAUCACAUUUUUCUUUAUGAUGGAAGAGAGAGCAGUGAUCCUUUUGUUUUGAGAAAAGGCAAUGCUCUUUGCUUUGGGAGCGUUGGGUGAUUACUAUAGUCUUUUCCAUCAUGGUGUAGACAAUAAAUUUUGUGCAGAGAGAUUUUCGUAGAGCAAAAUGAGACUCUAUUUACUUGUACUUAGCCUAUUGAAACCAAGGGGUAUGCAGUACUGCUUUUACUUAAAAAAGAAGAGUACUGUGCAAUGUUGUGUGAGUAGUAUGAAUGAUGGGGAACAAUGACUUUCUUAUGCUUAGUAGUUGAGUGGAAGAAUGAUGUACUUCUGCAUCCUUGGUAUUCUCAUUAUUCACCAUUUGUCAACUAGAUAGAGUUAGGGACAUAAAUUCCAUUCUGUCCAAGUUUUUAUUUCAAUGCUGAUUCAACGUGGAUGAUUUCGGAUUUUUCUUUCCUGCCACCAAACAAGUGGGUCUUUUAUCUUCUUAUUAUCUUUUUAAGAUCUUCAUGAAAACGAUGAUCAUGUGUGCGUUCCAUCUAGGCCAAUUGUUCUGUGCAAAUGACCAUUUAUGCACAAGAAUAGAAAGCAGAAAAAGGAAAUGCCUUAAUCUCGUGCUUGGUCCACCUCGUCUUCAUCUCUCCCAGCCGCCCAAUGGCUGCCUACACAUUCCACUUGGGCUACAUUGAUUUUGGUCAUUUUGCAUUUUCGAAGUAUAUAAUACUUCAUUCCUUCAGUGCGGUUAUAGCCCAUUUGCAGUGAGCUAGCUGUUUCUAAUAACACAGCACUCUACCCCAUGAAUGGUUGGCCUACUCGUAAUUUGUACAGCAGAGUGAUCCACGUACAUUUCAUUUUCACCGAGAAUACUAAGCCCAUGGACUACGUAAUAUUUUGUAUUUUCAUGUUCUCCAGUGAUCAAACUUAGUAACACAAAGCGUAUCUUAAAAACAGCUAUUGAUUGUCCAGCUUAACCACUAUACUUGGCUGCAUUUCAUUUUCCUCUGCUUGUAAUUGUUGGGUUUUCUAUGCGCCUGGACAUACACACCGAUUUAUUACCACUUUGUUUGCUCUCUCAGUUGCUGUUACAUUCUUUUAAUACUUCAUUGUUUUGUCAUUGGGCUUCUUUCUAUUUCUUAUCUUUGUUGUCACUCUCCUCUCAUUAUUUUGUAUCUUACCUUCCUUAGUCUCCCUCAAGGUUCAGUAUAAAUUCUGUAUAGUAUGUCAAGAUAUCUAAUAGAUAUUUUUCAUAACUUAUCCCUUGACCUAUGUUGAUUUUAUCUAUUUUGCCUAUUAUAUUUUGUCCAUUGCGCAUGCCACAAUGAUUUUAAAUCAAAGCAACAUCACCAUUCUCAUAUGUUUGAGGCUAUUCAGUCUUGAGAUCCUGUCAUUUGAUACCAAUGACUGACAUGAAGUAGUCCCGACCUCAUAUUCUAGACAUCGUAGUGAUUUACAACCUUAAUCGCGAUUUCAAAUUGUAAUUUUUUUCCACUUUAUCUAUGUUUAUUUUGAAGGCUUCUGAACUUAUGUUAUCACCUUGUGUUUAUGCAACAAGACCUGUCUGAAAAAGAAAAAGCUCACUGCAAACACAUCUAAGAUACGUGGACGAUUUGUUUUGUGGGGAAGGAUAUCCUUUUUGAGAAAAAAAUUCCUUGGGAAAUUUCGUGAGUACUAGGCUCAUGGUAAUCUGCUUCCCAUAUCUUUUUUGGCUACUGGAGGCCUGGUCUUCAGUGAAAAUAAUGUUUCAAAAGCAAUACAAUAUUAUUAAAAGAGAUGGAAAUUACAAGAAGGAUAUUUGAAUGGAUACAUCUCCAUUCCCCUAUUUAAAUGAAUGAUGUUUUUUAGCUCUUCAAAAAUAGAAGAAAGUUCUUUCCCUUGAUGAAUGAUCCGUUUUUUCAAAUUAAUUUGUAGUUCUUAUCUGUGGUCGGUUUAAGAGUGUUGGCAUACAUGCCAUUUUUGAAAGAAAUGGGGUUCCUGUGAGAGCUAGUUCUUUCUUUUAUAGGUUUUCUAGUUGGGUUUAAUUGAUGCAGACACUUGAUUUGUGCCACUAACCUGUAUGUGAUGGCUGUGUGUGGGGAGUCCACUUUGGGCUUGGACGGAUGCAUACACCGUUUUCUCAUACAUUGUCUAUGUCCAUCUUCAUAAUUUUAUUCGCUUUCCAUCGGAUAUCCUUGAUUUUUGGAUUUGAUCUUUAUGAAAUUUGCUUAUUAGAAAAAUAUUCUGUAGGUUUUGCUUACAGGGGAGCCAAGUAUUGUUGAGGGUGCUGCUGCUUUGCUGAAGGCUGUUGUAACUAGGAAUCCAAAAGCUAUGAUCAGGUUAUACAGUACUGGUGCAUUUUAUUUUGCCCUGGCCUAUCCUGGAUCCAAUCUUCUUUCAAUUGCACAUCUCUUCUAUGUGACGCACAUGCACCAAGCAUUUCAUGGUGGUGAAGAUGCAGCAGUGUCUUCCUCACUGCCAUUAGCAAAGCGUAGUGUUUUGGGUGGACUCCUUCCAGAAUCUUUGUUGUAUGUGCUCGAGCGUAGCGGGCCGAUUGUAUUUGCUGCUGCUAUGGUUUCUGACUCUGAUACACCAGAGAUUAUUUGGACGCAUAAGAUGAGAGCAGAACAUCUGAUUUGUCAGGUAGUUUCUGUCUCAUGUACUUGUAUACUUGUAGAUAUAACAGACAAUUUUCAGAGAAGUAAACCGUUGAUCAUGAUCUUGCUCCAUGCUUCUUUUUUUUUUCAGGUUUUGCAGCAUCUUGGUGAUUUUCCACAGAAGUUGUCUCAGCACUGUCAUUCACUCUAUGAAUAUGCUCCCAUGCCUCCAGUAACAUACCCUGAGCUAAGAGAUGAAAUGUGGUGUCACCGUUAUUACCUGAGAAAUCUGUGUGAUGAAGUGCGCUUUCCAAAUUGGCCAAUUGUUGAGCAUGUGGAGUUCUUACAGUCAUUAUUAGUAAUGUGGCGUGAAGAAUUGACACGGCGACCAAUGGAUCUUUCUGAGGAAGAAGCAUGCAGAAUACUUGAGAUAUCCAUGGAUGAUGUUGUAACGGGUCAUAGUACAGCUAUGAAUGAACCAUUUGAUGGGGAUGUGGAAGUUGGUAGCACUUCUAACAAGAAUCACAACAUUGAUGAGGAAAAACUUAAAAGGCAAUAUAAAAAGCUUGCAAUGAAAUAUCAUCCUGAUAAAAACCCUGAAGGCAGAGAGAAAUUUGUUGCUGUACAAAAGGCCUAUGAGCGUCUUCAGGUACUUAGUUGCUUAUGUUUUUGUCAUUUUUUUUUCUUAACCUUGAAUGGCUUCAUUUUUUCUUAACAUGAGGCGUACUUCCAUGCUUUAUCAUUAGUUAUAUUUCAUACCACUUCUGUCAUGAUGGUCUUUAAUUUCCUUCAUGCUUCUUCAUUUGAAUCUAUUUUCCCGUUUUUAAUUCUUUAUUUAGUCAGUUUUGUAUUGAUUUUUUAAUUUUGGUCGAGUUGGAUGCUCUUGUAAGGUAUCAUGAUGCUGCUGGAAAUGUUAAACAUGAAGAAGUUACUAUAACUUUUGUAGUUCUCUUCUACCAUUCUUAAAUUGUUACUGUGAGAGGAAUCAAAUAUAUACAUAUGUGGUUGGAUUUUUGGUCAUCGGGAAGGAUGAUGAAUAGUUUAGAUUACUCAAGUAAUCAUUGUUGCAUGAUACUGUUAGACACCGCGUCCUAACCCAAGCGACCAGACGAAAUCACAAGAAAGAAAGGGGAAGAAGAUAGAGAUUAGGGCGCAGGAAAACCCAAGCACCCAGGACGGGAGUGUUCGAGAGGCCCGAGUUCUCCCUUCACGAUGACCGACUUCCCAAAAAGUGUCCUUCCCCUCCCCGAUUACCUCAUUAAGUAAGGGAUGGGGACUAUUGGGCUUGGGCCUGUUUCCUACGUCUAUGAUAAAUAAGGCCCAGUGGCCUUACAAAUACUUUCAGCUGGUCUUGGAUCCUAGUCAUAGAUAGAUCCUGGGGAUUUGAGCGUGGUAGCUCCAUUUAAAUAACCAAUGUUUCAAAUUUUAAUUGUUUUCUCCUAUCUGAAUAAUUGUCGGGAUGCGAUUUAUCUCACAACCUCUAUUAUUUGGAUUUUGUAUUGUUCAUAAUAUUCUGGAUAAUGCCUAGUCUUGAACUUGAGUCAAGUUGAUCUAGACCAAAAUCUAGUACUUAUGAUCAUAGCUUUCAAGGUGCUUGAGGCAUAAUAUGAUUGUUAACGUGGGUAAGUCAAAUCUGUUGCUGGAUCUGGGCUGUUUGGCAGAUCAGGCUAAUGACAAAUGGUGUCACCCCCCACCUUUGUAGACAUAUUCCCUAAUUAAAAUUUUAUUUCAAAAUAAUCAAGAUGAUGUAACUAGUAUAUGUCCAUGUUGGUGACUUCUUAACAACCAUGCAUGUGAUUAAAUUUUUUUGCAUUACGAGUUUCGGAAAUUUGCACACGAAAGCUUUCAAGAUUUCAUGUAAAAUUAUGAAAUGUAUUGCUCUAAAAAUCAUAGGCUAGUUUAGCGAGGAUAAAGGUAUCUGUGUAUAUCCAUGUUCCAUUCACGUGUUUUAUUUAGCAUUUUUUUCCAAGCAUUUUUGCACAUAUUUCCAUGUUGUAUAUCCAUGUUGCAUUCACGUGUUUUAUAAAGGGAUUGUUAUCUCCUUUAGGAGGUCUCCCCGUAGCCAGCCCUUAGUGGCAUACGUCCCUAGGUAACUGAGAAAUAACUCAGGUUGCCUUCCUGACUUCAGGGCUAUAAAUAUUAAAAAUAUUUUUACCUAUUUGAAUUAGAUGUCCACAGAAUUGCACAGCGGAAACUUAGUGGUGCACAUAGAUGAUGCACACCGUACAUAGAAGUGCCUAAGCUUUUCACCCACGUGUCCUUACUGUCACAAGCACAUGAAGCAUUAAUCUUUGCCAGAUGCGUAAUGUUAGAAAUAUGUGAAGAUGAUUCAGUGUACUGAUCUGCUCAUAUUGUGGUUUUAUAUUGGCAUAAAGCAUGUUAAGAAACGACAUUAUAUUCACCACUAUAUUAGAAAAUAACAGAGUUGUAGAUUCCAAAAUAGGGACACUUUUUAUUGCUAUAUUUUACUCUGACGCUAUCAAAUGGCUUGGUUAAUUACUUUGUGUUCUGUAAUUUAGGCAACAAUGCAAGGAUUGCAAGGUCCACAAGUUUGGAGGCUGUUGCUUUUGUUGAAGGCACAAUGUAUCUUGUAUAGCCGAUAUGGACAUGUCCUGGAACCUUUCAAAUAUGCCGGCUAUCCAAUGUUACUCAAUGCUGUAACAGUGGACAAGGAUGACAACAAUUUUCUUUCGUCGGAAAGGGUUUCCCUUCUUGUUGUCGCUUCAGAGCUUAUUUGGCUGACGUAAGGAAGCUCGUUCUUUAAGAACUUCGUUUAUGCAUUUAUCGUAAUAUAGUUUGAGGAAUAAAAGUACAAUUCCUUACCUCAGGUGUGCAUCAUCUUCUUUGAAUGGCGAAGAGCUUGUGAGAGAUGGGGGAAUACCACUCCUGGCAACACUUCUUGGGCGCUGUAUGUGUGUUGUUCAGCCUACCACUCCUGCAAGUGAACCAUCCGCUGUUAUUGUUACUAAUGUCAUGCGAACUUUUUCUGUCUUGAGUAAAUUUGAAAUUGCGAGAGUGGAAAUCCAGAGGUUUCCUAGUCUGGUUGAGGACAUUGUGCACUGCAUGGAGUUGGAGCAUGCACCAUCUGCAGUUGAUGCUGCUCUUCAGACCGCUGCUCAUAUUUCUGUGUCAUUUGUGUUGCAAAAUGCAUUAAUCAGGGCUGGUGCCUUCUGGUAUGUAUGACUUAAACAUUGGAGUAAUUAUUUAGCAGAAACUUAAAAUUAGUUGUUUCUAUUAAAAUAAUCAGUUCGAGCUAUUGUUAUACUUUUCAAAAGGGGAGCAUGUUUUCGGUUCUUAAGUGGCUUCCCUCAUGUAGGUUCUUUAUGAUUUAUAUCAUAUGUAAAGCUGUUUUGAUGCUGUAUUUAUGAUCACCCUGGGUGACUUGCUGUAUCAAUUGUUUUAUUACGAUGUUUUGAGCCUCUCUCUCUCUCUCUCCCAGGUACCUUUUGCCCUUAUUGCUUCAAUAUGAUGCGACAGCAGAAGAAAAUAAUAUGAUGGAAGCUCUUGGUGGUGGUGGUAGUGUCCAAAUAGCCAAAAAUCUUCAUGCUGUUCGUGCAUCUCAAGCUUUGUCGAGGUUAAGUGGUCUUUGUGGUGAUGAAGUUUCAACGCCUUAUAAUCAUCUCGCGGCUAAUGCACUUAGAUCACUCCUUACCCCUAAGCUUGCAAGUAUGCUCAAGAAUCAGUUACCAAAGGAUCUUUUGUUAAACCUGAAUACAAAUUUGGAAUCUCCAGAGGUAAUAUAUUUAACAGCUCUUAUGAAAAAGCUUUUCUUCUUCAUCAAAUGAAUGCUGAUGAAUGGUUGUAAAAAAAUAUUUAUUGUUAGAUUUAAUUUUAUAUUUGAUGAUGUUGUGAAUUCAAAACAGAAAAACACAAGGACAAUUAUCAUUAUUACAUAGAAGAGAGCUAAUAUAAAUAUAGUGGACAAUAGAAGCUAAGGAAAUCAUGUUGCCAAGAAGAAUAAUAUGAGGUGUAUGUUAACUAGGUGGGAUAAACUUAGCAUAGGAGAUUACCACAAUGUGGACUUUAAUUGUUUGGUUGUCAAUGAAAAUGCUGCUACCUACACAGAAAUCAUUUCACAGUGAUAUUUAAACUUAUGGUUCACCUAAGUGCCACUCCUUCCAUAAGCAACAAGGGAGUGAACCAUCACCUUGUCCACGUCAGUCGUCUUGAUUGUGCUAGGUACAUUCUUUGUUCGAAAGCCUUGACGAAAUUUUCAUAAAAAUUUUGAUUUUGCCAAGUAAGAAUUGAUAAAUAUUCACUCUCCGUCUUCAUUUUUAUUGCAUUUCUGGCUGAAGAGUUUUUUUUUUUGGGGGGGGGGGGCAGGAUCGGGUGCUGCUUCUAUAUAUUAGAAAGUGGCCUUCUUUGGCUUGGGAGAUGCAAUUACUUCCGUCACUAAUGAAACUUUUAUUAGUAUACACAAGGGCCCUGAUAAUUUAAAAUCCAUUAUUUCCAUCAUUUAUUUUUAAAAAAAGAUCAUCUCUGCUUAUUAAUAUUGACCAUCACUCCAUUCUACUUUUAAUAGUGUUUUCUUAAGGUCAGAUAAAUAUCAUAUUACUUCUUUUACUUUGGUUCGCAACUUAUAGAAUUAUAACAUCUGAUACGUGUUGUCAGAUGUCCUUGCCCUUGUACUUUGCAAGAAGUUAGAUAUGGUGUGCAUUUGAGUUUAUGUUGCAGAAUGAAGGUUCCAUAUCCCAAAGUUGUGUUAAUUCUCGAAAAUAUAGCUAAAUUGAUGAUCUUUGUCUGGCACCGUUCACAAUGCAAAUAUCAUAUGCAUUCUAAUCUUUGCAUGCUGGUAGUCAGUAUUAGAAGGCAACUAGUCUGUCAUUGAUCUUUCCAGUUUAUUCCUUUUAUGAGAUUUCGUUUCAGUUUGACCUAUUUGGCAGUCACUUCAAUUCUUCUGAAUUCUAUGGAAUUUCCUUUCAGAUUAUCUGGAAUUCUUCAACACGAGCAGAACUACUGAAAUUUGUGGAUCAGCAGCGUGCCAGCCAAGGUCCUGAUGGCUCAUAUAGCUUGGAUGGGUCACAAAGCUUCACUUAUCAGGCACUGUCUAAAGAGCUUCAUGUUGGUAAUGUGUAUUUGAGAGUCUACAAUAACCAACCAGAUUUUGAGAUAAGUGAACCAGAGGUCUUUUGCAUUGCCCUUCUUGAGUUUAUAUCGGGUCUAGUGAAUAGUCUUAGUGCACAAGAAUCUGAUAUUCAGGGCAGAACUGUUCAGAAUGGAUAUGUAGGUCAAUCUGAACUUCAAAAUGGCAAUGCUGAGGAGCCAGAUGGCAGAGAAAAUAUUGACGAUUUGUUGUCAAUCUCUUCCAGAGAGGAAACGUGCAGAGGGGAUUAUGCGUUGGUUAUAAACCUACAAGUUUCACUGAUCUCUCUUCAGGUACAGAAUGAAAUUUGUUAGAUUCACUCAAUUUAUUUCAUCCCUGAUAUUUAUGUUCUGAUAUGUGCAGAAUUUAUUGACGAGCAAACCCAGGCUGGCAGCCAUUUUUUCUACGAAGGAACAGCUUGUAUCUCUUUUUGAAUGUUUUACUCUAUCGUUCCCAUCUGAAAGUAAUAUUCCACAACAUUGUCUGAGAGUGCUUUCCCAAUUGACAACAUAUGCGCCUUGUGUUGAGGCAAUGGUUGCUGAAAGGACAAGCCUUAUCCUUCUAUUUCAAUUGCUCCACCGUGCACCAGCAUGCAGGGAAGGGGCUUUACAUGUCCUCUAUGCCUUAGCAGGAACACCUGAGCUUGCUUGGGCUGCAGCCAAACAUGGUGGUGUCGUAUACAUUCUUGAACUUCUUUUACCACUGCAAGGUAAAGUCUUAUACUCUCAUUUCAGCUGUUCUUUCCAGAAUUCUAUGCUUCUAAAGAAGCUGUAUCAGAUCACUUGGGUACUUGGUAAGGGUACUCCAAUUUUUCAAUUAGCCAAUUCAAUAUCACGGUAAUACCAUAGUUGGGGGUAGUGGCAAGGACAUCAAGGCAAGCUCAAGUUUGGCACGCUCAUUGUCAGCUUAGAUGUCUUGUUCCCCUAUAAUGCAUCGCUGUAUGUCCAUGUGGAUGGGAGCCUGAUUUAAUUAUACCAAAGUCGUAGCUUACCAUUUUCCGAUCAAGGGAGGUUGUGUUUUUUGCUUCGAGUGUUAGUUGGCUAGUUAUGAGCAUCCACCUCUUGCCAUUUGGCCUGUCAGUGAUAAAGCAGUUUUUAAAACUGAAAUGCUUGUCCAUUUUUGAUUUUUGAUUUUGUUUGUGAACAACAUUAAUUUGUCUCUACCCUUAGUUUACUAUAACUCAACUAUUUGUAAAAUAAAAUAACAGAAUUGAUCAAACUAGAGCUCCCUGACAGAAAUUACUUUAUGCAGAAAAAAUUGCUUUACAACAAAGAGCAGCAGCGGCAUCAUUGUUGGGCAAGCUUGUGGGACAGCCAAUGCAUGGGCCUAGAGUAGCGAUAACACUAGGAAGGUUUCUUCCUGAUGGUUUAGUUUCUGCUAUAAAGGAUGGGCCUGGUGAAGCUGUUGUUGCUUCCCUAGAGCAGACAACAGAAACACCAGAACUUGUAUGGACGCCAGCAAUGGCUGCUUCUCUUUCAGCACAACUCUCAACUAUGGCAUCUGAGCUUUAUCGUGAACAGACAAAAGACCAUGUUGUUGAUUGGGACAUUCCUGAGGAGGCAUCUGGCCAACAGGAAAUGAGAGAUGAACCACAGGUAAAUAUAUAUAUAUAUAUAUAUAUAUAUAUGUACAUUUUUACAAAGAUUCGUCCUGAUUCGGUCAGAAAUUUUAUAAUCUUCAUCAUUAUCCAGGUCGCUGGAAUUUAUGUAAGGCUGUUCUUAAAGGACCCAAAAUUUCCACUUAGAAAUCCAAAGAGAUUCUUGGAAGGGUUGCUUGAUCAGUAUGUGACUUCAAUUGCUGCUACGCACUUUGAUACGCAUGCUGCUGAUUCAGAACUUCCUUUGCUCCUCUCUGCUGCAUUGGUAUCCUUGUUACGUGUCCACCCAGCUCUUGCAGACCAUGCUGGUUUUCUUGGAUAUGUUCCCAAACUUGUUGCAGCAAUGGCCUAUGAAGGAAGGCGAGAAACAAUGUCAUCUGGAGAGGUGAAAAAUGGUAGCAAUGGCCCUUCUAAUGAUAAUGAUGAAACUGAGUCUAUUUCCAGUGAACAAACUCCUCAAGAACGGGUGCGUCUCAGUUGUCUCCGCAUUUUACAUCAACUUGCCUCUAGUACUACUUGUGCAGAAGCUAUGGCAGCCACUAGUGCUGGCUCUCCGCAGGUGAUAUGAUUUUCUUAGACUUAUUUAUGUGGUAUGGAACAGUGUUUUAUUAAUCAAACGAGUGGCUUGUUUUUAACUGGUUUGUUUAUGCAUGUUACUUAUUUUAUGGAAGUGAUUACCUGUUGUAUCCUUCUUUAGCAGUAAAUUGUUACGUGUCUGGCCACACCCCUAGCCUGUCUAUAUCAUUAUGUCCUUUAAAGGUUUCUAUUAAAUAGAGAUCAUCAUCAACUCAUGUUCUUGAAAGAGGAUAGCCUCUCUCUCUCUCUCUCAUACACACGUGCGCACGCACACAUCCACAACCAAAUAGAGGAGAAGCAUGGUGGAAAUAAGCUUUUCCAUCAAAAUACUAUAAUAAUUUGUAUGUUAUAGUUUUUGCUAUUCUAUUAGCAUUUACUUCAGGCCUACGAAUGAGUAAACCUAAGAAAAUGAUAAUCCUUUACAUCGUAAUUUUCUGCCUGUAGCUUGCACAUCUCAGCUACACAUUUCUUGAUUCUUUUACUAGAACAUAACAAGCAAUUUUUGUUUACUCUUGUAUUUUGACAACUUAAAUUUUCAAUUCAUUUUAUUUCAUUAUCAGUGAUUUGUGACUAUGUAAAAAUAGAUUUUUCCAUCUACUCUUCAUACAUUUCCUCUUUUAAUAUUUGAUCUAUUUUUUUAGAGCUACUGUCUUAGAAACAAGGUUCUCCUUCAAACAUAAGAUCAAUGCUAGAUUUUUUUUGUACAUCGAGAAACUAUCUUCAAUGUAUGAAAAUUAGUUAAGUGAUAUCAAUGAAAUUUUUAUUACAAUUAAACUCUUGAAUUGUGUUAACACUUGAGCAUCGUAUCCCUGUAGCAGAAGAAAGUGUUGUGACACUUUCCAUUUUUUUUUUAAUUUGCUUAUUCUGGUUUCAUAUAUUAAUAUUUCCAGGUUGUUCCAUUGCUUAUGAAAGCAAUUGGAUGGCAAGGUGGGAGUAUUCUAGCACUGGAGACAUUAAAACGAGUUGUUGUUGCUGGAAAUCGAGCUAGGGAUGCACUCGUAGCACAGGGUCUGAAGUGAGUAUUUUCUCCUUUGAAGUUAUGUAGAAUUGUUCCACUAGUUUCUCAUUGACAUUGAAUUUUGCAUUCGCCAGAACUGGUUAUUCUCUAUCAUUUUUUUAUGCGGGAUUUUUUCUCAGUCGUUUGUAUUAAAUGCAUUAUAUUUCGACUUUAGAGACAUUUAAAAUCUCACAAAAUUGCACUAGAUUCCGAGAUGAAAUGACUUUAUCAUUUUAUGAGAGUUGUUUUAGUUCCACAUUAUAAGGGACGAAUGAAAUCAUUUAAUUAAACGUAUGAGUGAUGAAGAUUUAGCGAAGUACCUUUUGGGCCUAAAUUAAUUUUUUAGUUGGUUGCCUAUGUUAUUGAACUUAUCGAAUGCUAUUUGACAAUACUGGGCCAAUCAUUAACAAUCAGACGAUGAUUUUAAAAUAUUUUUGGGUUUCUUGAGGAGAAACAUCUCUUUCGUAGGGAUCUAGAAAUUUUGGAAGAAGCAUCAGUAAACAACGGAUUGGGUUCUCCACUGUUAAGAAAUUCAAUUAUUAGGACGAAAUAAAAAUUGACUUUCCUAUUAUGAGGUUGUCACUCUCUUUAGGUGUUUCAGUGCACCAUCUCUAUCUGUCAGUGCUUCAGUUCAGUGCCUCCAUCCUCAGGAUAGUUUGACUUCUACCUUCCCUUUGUAGAAUGGUAUAGUUGACCGAUGGUAGGAUAGAAAAUUGGCUGCUGGAUAUAAGGGAUUUCUAGUACAUUGUCUGAUGGGUUUUCGCAAGGCAAUUGAAAGUGAGUCACACUGCAGGUUUGGCUGAUCAUCUAGUGACGAAGAAGUAGAGAUUUGGACAUUUUAUAAGGCUUCAUCGGAAUCUUGGGUAUUUUGUGAAUCAUGAAUGGCACCUCUCCUAGAGUAUACGUUGUCAAACCUCAAAUCUUCAGGAAGCGGAUCUGAGGUAGAAUAAGAUAUUUUAAGAGCUGGAAUAUGAAGAAACAAUUGACUUACGGAUGCUGACGAGGAUUCAUGUAGAACAAUAUGAUCGGGAGACAAUAUAGGUUGUUCAUUGGAUGACGACUUAUUGAAGUAAGGUACUGAUUCAUGAAAUGUUACAUCCAUAGAAGUAAAAAAAAAUCUAGAUGGAGGGUGAUAACAUUUAUAACCUUUUUGAUUAAUUACGUAACCAAGAAAGAUACAUUUAAGUGAUCUUUGUGUGAGUUUUCAUUUAUUCUGAGUGAGAUCACGAACAAAAGAAACACACCCAAAUAUGCUUAGUUUUAUUUUAUUGUUAAUUUGGUGGUGUGGGAAAAAUUGAGCCAAGGAAUUUGUAGGACUGUGGAAAUCUAAGAUUCGAGAAGGUAUACAGUUAAUGAGGUAUGUGGCUGUGAGGAUACCCUCUCCUCAAAAAAUAUUUGACACAUGAUGUUGGAAUAGGAUAGAUCUAGUUACCUCUAAAAAAAUGCUGAUUUUUUCUUUCAGCUAGACCAUUUUGCUGUGGAGUAUAUACACAAAGAGACUCAUGUAUAUUUCCUCUACUUUGAAGAAUGAAUUUAAACUUUGAAUAAAAUAUUCUUUAGCAUUUCGGAUCUAAUUUUUUUGAUACUUGCACCAAACUGAUUUUUUAUUAUGGUACAAAAGAAUUUAAGAAUAUCACAUGCAUCGGACUUUUGUUUUAGAAGAAAUACUCACAUACAUCUUCUGCAAUCAUCAAUGAAAGUAAUAAACCAUUUAUUAACAUGAAUAUGAUUGAUGGGACAGUCCUCAAAUGUCACUAUGUAUUCUGAAGAAAGGAAUUUCACUCUUUUCUCUUUGAGAGGGAAAUGACGCACGUGUGUGUUUAGAAAAUUUGCGCACAUUAUAUUUGAGAGUGUCUAAAGAUACUCUUUGAAACAAAGAAGGAAAAACAGUCUUUAAGGUAAUAAAGAAGGGACGACCCAUCUUUUGAUGAAGUAGACGGAUCUUAUUGACAGCUUAUGAAGGUUUUAUGGAUUGAUCAGUUUCCACUAUAUACACUUGGCUUAGUCCUUCUAGAAGAUAGAGUCCGUCAUGUUCUCUAGCAACUCCAAUCCUCUGAUGAUGUUCCUUAUCAAAUGUUACACAAACAUCUUCAUCAAAGAAGGCAUGGUAAGGGGAAUCUCUCACAAGUUUCUUAACAUAAAUAAGGUUUGUAAAUAGUUUGAGAACAUGAAGAACAUUAGGAAGAAUGUUAAGGGGUUUAAGGUGAAGGUCUCUUAUACCUACAACGGUUAGAAAAGAUUCAUUUGCAAUUGUGACUUUCUAUCAACAGGACAAGGAUUGUAAUUAGUGAAAUGGUGAGAAGAAUUAGCCAUGUGGUCCGUUGCCCGAGUCCACUACCCAAGAGUUAGAAAUAUCUCUAGUGGAAGCUUUAAUUCUGAAAGAGUGAUGAACCUUACCCUAUUAGACUAAUGAGUGAUGUAUCACCAUCGACUUCAAUUGUUUCAAUUCAGCUGAAUUCAUUUUAUAUCAUAAUAUGAGAUGAAGAUGGGUGUUGAUUUUGUUUGAAGUCUGACGGCUGAUUAACAUGUAAAGUUGUUGUAAAAUGUACUUAGUUGCCGUAUUUUUCAUUAUUGAAGUGUGGUGGUUUGCCAUGUAACUUGUAACAUCUAUCUCUAGUGUGACAUAUUUUUCUGCAAUACAUACACCAUAGGUUACCUCUAAAGUCAGUAUUCUGGUUCCUCCCUUGACCUUGUUGAGGUGGUUUGGCUUGAUCAACGGUUUCUUCAUAGUUUCACCUUGUUUAACACAAAUUCAAAAUUAUCAUUUUUUAGAACUGACAUCAUCAAUUUCCAGCGACUUUCCUCAUUUAAGAGAAUCGACAUAGCUUCAUCUAAAUCAACUUUCUUCUCACAGCUCAAUAUCUAUUCUCUAACCUGAUCAAACACAGAAUUAAGUCCAGCCAAGAAUUUAAACUCUCCUUCUAUCUAUAAAAUUUCGUAAUGCAGUAAUUUCAGUGGAUUUUUCAGUAUCAAGACUAAGGUAAUGGUCAAGUUCAUGACAUAAAUUCUUUAGCUCUCCUGCAUACUCCACCGAUUUACUCUCUUGCAUCAUGGACAUUAAUUGUCUCAAGUUCAUAUAUGUGAACCUCAUUUUUUGUCUAUGAGAAUUUGGUGUAAACCAUCUGCCAUAAGUCCUUGACUGUGGCUAUGAAGAACAAAUUACGAGUAAUUUGGGUAAUCAUUGUUCCCCACAGCCAAGUUUUAAUCAAGACAUCCUCUUCUCUCCAUCUCCGAAAUUCUUGUGACAUUGAGUCUGGUUUCCCCUCUAUCAAGUGGUGUACCAUGCCUCUUCGAGUCAAUACUUCACGAAUAUUUUCUAACUAUUGUAUCAGAUUAUAUUCAGUUAAUUUGAACUCUAACGAUAUUGCAAGAAGUUCUACCAAUAAUCUUGUGCCUCCAGGAACAAGAUUGACCUCUCUCGUAGAGGCUGAAUCUCCCCCAAAAGAUGAAGCAACAUAUCUUAUAGUUUCCAUUUCAAGGAGAGCAAUUUACUUCAAGAAAAAUUGAUUUCGUGAGUAAAUCUCGAACAGAGAUAUUCAAAGAACGGUAUAAAGACCGUAAUAGCAAAAUCAAUAAGUGUGAAAGCGAAUUAGAGCGAUCGCAUCUGGAUUCGCUCUAUGGAGACACUGUAAAGACGUGUCCCUUGCCAGACGAGCGUGAUACCAACAACUCCAACAGAAGUGGAACGUCCCUUGCCGAUGAACACAUAAUGCCAAGAGAAAGUGAUUCGAAACCCUAACCUUGUUCUGAUACCAUGUAGAACGGUAUAGUCCUCUAUUCGGUGUGUGCUGGUAGAUCAUGUUAGAAUAGUCUUGCUUUAAAGAGUCCAGGUUAAGACAGUUAAAUAUGUGAACCAAUGUUGGUUUCAAUCCAUCUUUGCAAGUUCCAAUCCUAGAUGAUACAGUAACUUUUGCCACAUAAUUUAUUUUCUGCUGAAAAUGAAGAAUGCUUAGAACCUCAAUCUGGCAACGAGAAAGUGUCCGAAAAAAAAAAAGUUUUUAAAGUAAAAGAAUGGAAAAAAAAUGCAAAACCUGAUAUCUGAAGUAGUCAUGACACUUGGUGCAUACUACUUUUACUUCAAUGGGUACUGUAGAAUGUGGAGCUGGGUCUGCAGAUGCAGGAUAAGAUUUUCGGGUGGCAGCAUGAGCAGAAGGCUUUCGAUUCUCAUGAGCAGAAGGUUUUCCAUAGUGUAAUCAUUUUCUCGAGCUUCCCACGAUAUGAAAAUUCUAAAUUAGUUUAUUUAACAUGUACUGAAUAUCAAUAUAUGCUCGCUUUUGAGUUCAUAAAAUCUGUUUUAGGUUAUGAUCCUCAUCCCAGGUAUAUUCUGAACUGUUUAUCAUUAAACCUGAACCCCGCUAUUGAAUUCAUUUCAUUGACUUGCCUAACUGUUCAACACAAUUGCCUAAUUGGAAGAAAAUAUAUUUACUAUGCAGGAUUGGUCUUGUUGAAGUCCUCCUCGGUCUUCUUGAUUGGAGAGCUGGAGGAAGGCAUGGAUUCUGUGCACAGAUGAAGUGGAAUGAAUCUGAAGCUUCCAUUGGGCGUGUGCUGGCUGUGGAGGUUUGCAAUUAUCUGUUGCAGUCAUUUUUGUUGAUUUCUCUUUCAUAUUUUGUUUUUAUGUGCAUCUACAGAAAUUAUUUGUAUUUCUUAUCUUUUUUCUAGGGAUCAAUUUAUUCAUCACGUAUUUUAAGGGAUAAAUUUAUUUGUUAGUGGUCAUCUAAAACAUGAAGCUUCUGAUCUUUGUAAUGCAGUACCCUAGACUUCCUGUACUCUAUUUUUGACAGUUGUCAUGGGAUCCUUAGUAGUCCUCAUAGAUGGAAAAGGAAGUUCAGAACUGAAAAUAUCAGUUCUGGCAGGCUGUUUAAUGAUUAAUAUAAACUGCCACUGUAGGCUAUCCCAAACUGCUCUUGCUCACACCGACUUAAAAUACAUUUUUUUUUCUGUGUUUUAUUCUACGGUGCAUUGGUGUUAUGACUUUUGAAACUUAGAGCAAAAGUCUACCAUUUCCAUUAUUCCUACUGUGAAGUCAUAUUACCUUUUUGGCAAGGCAAUCCCUGUAAUAUCUAUAUUUUUCAAAAAAUUCACGCAUUAAUUAAUGUUUCAUUCACCCUGUCUAGGUCCUGCAUGCAUUCGCAACAGAUGGAGCGCACUGUAUUAAAGUUCGUGAGAUUCUGAAUUCCUCUGAUGUGAGUGCACAUUUCUUCUCCGUUUGGACUGAUAUUUUUUCUAUUAUCAUGCACAUCUAGAGAUUUUUGCUCGUGACCUCUAGUUCAAUCCAUAGAAAUUUAAUUCCAUCAAAAUUUCAUGUGCCAGAUGAAAUGGACAAUUAUGGCCUUUCCAAUUUGUUGUAUUUUGGUUAAUAUUUCUGUAAAAAACUGGGCGGUUAGAUAUCUCAUUCUAUAUUUGCAAGUCAUAUCAGAUAUUAUUUGAUCGUGGUUUCAGACAGAAAGCAAUGUCUUGUAACUUUUCAUUUAGAGAUGUAGGGUUCUCUAUUUGUAGAUUAUUAUUGUAAUAUGAUCCUGUGAAACUUUAUUCCAGUUUUUGAGUCUUCUCUGUAAUUUUUCACCAGUUCCAUAGUAUGGAAUGUUCAUGUUCUGGAUGUAGCCUGACAUGAUCAAGUUUGGAUCUAAGGAAAGUAAUUUAGCUCUCUUCGUAGGCAAGGAUUGCCUUGAAGGGCACAUUCACCAGUGUGCCCUUUCUAUAGAUCGUCUUGUACACAACUUGAUGGUUUAUGUAGGAUGAACUUUUCCUUAUUGGGUCCUUCCUUCCACGGUUCACUCAUUGAAGAAUGUACCUGAUAUUUGUUAAGACUGUCUGGGAGACAGAACCAUUUUGUUUUGUCCCAAGGAUCUUUUGGGUCUAUUAUGGUAUCAGGUCCAGCCGGGGUAAAACUUUGUUUCCUUAUGGACCGCCAGUGAAACAUGAAAUAAUUGGAUUCAUAUGUCCAGCUAUUCCUGCAAGAAUGUCAGUUCUCCAUUCAACGUAAAAUUUGUCUGUUCAGGCAAGAUGUCUGUGCAGUAGUGAGAAGGUCAUAAUUUUUUUUCAUUAGAAUAGCAGAAGAUGGUUUCAUUCUUCUAGUUUUUUUUCUUUAGCUUUUUUAUUGUUUUUACUUGUUUGUUUUUGGAAAGAAGAAGGUACACUGUUUUCUACACAAAUCUGGUUGUCAAACUAUGAAUACAGAUUGGAAUUAUUGUUGGCAUGGUUAUAUUAUGGUCUGUAGUCAUCCUAGUUCUUGCGUUUGAUGAGCAAGAAAAGGGAAACCGUAUGUAAUAUUUUAAUGUAGGUUUAUCUUAUUGUAAAUUUAUUAGGAAAGAAGAAAAAUAAAGAGCAUCCUGUGUCCUGUUAUGCACUAAUACGAAACUCGAAGGUUGUCAUUUACACAUUAGUUGUCUGGUUAUGAGUAGUGUUUCUGUAAGUGGAUGUGUCACAUGCAUUAUAUAUUACAAAAGACGAAUAUGCAACUAGAUAGUUAUAAGCCCUCAAAAAGGCCCUAUAUACACCAAAAUGCUAUUAAACAAAACUAGAACGCUAAUUCCUUCUGAAAUUGGAGUAAAGCCUUUCUGCAUGACACAAAUCCGAAGUCCAAACGAAGAGAUUUUAUGCUCAUUCCAAAUAAAAUUAAGAGUAGCACAUAGGGAAAGCCACCAAUUUUUUAUCUUAUUUAUGUAUUAACUGUUGAGUAUCAUUCUCUCCAUAAUGCCCUUAUCUCUUGUAUCCACUAUUUGCGUGCCUACUCUGUGUAUGUACUUACCCAAGUUCCAAGGAAUGCUAAACAAGUGUUCUAAUGAUUCUUUUCCUUAUAAACUCCAAGAUUUCUCACACUGUGCAAGAAAGCAUUAUGACAAUCAUUCCUCGAUAGCUUCCCAUGGGAAAUCCUCUACAUCAAAUCUUCACCUUCAUAGUAGAACCUGAACCUUUCAUAAGAGGAGUCAUAUGGUGCAUAAUCCCUCUAUUUGAGAUAAGUUUGCAGAUUGAGCCGUGAACUUCUUAUCUCCUUUCGAUUUCCAUCUUCAUUCAUCCACAUCUUCUCUAUUGAGUGAUAUUUCUAUUCGAAGACUCAGUAGAUUCCCAAGCAGUACAAGUUCAAUUUCUGUUUCUUUCAAGUUUCUUCAUGACCUUGGGCCCUAUCCUGUUCUCACAGCUCUACAGUUGAGUAUCUUUGAUGUUAUAGCAUAGCCAUCAUUUACGAACCACCAAAAGGAUGGACAUGUCUCUUCUAUAGAUGAAGUCCGACACUAUUUAUUCAGGAGAAAAAAAAUUCGUCGGUUUUCUAUUCACCUGAAUUCCUGCUAUCACCGCAUUACGUGCUGGGGAAUGGUGUCUCACCACCUACUGGAGACGUUACUUGCAUACUCUUGUCCUCUUUUGGUAUAUUUAUGAAGUCACUUCUAUCCAGAGGCCAUUAUCUUCAGCUGGGCCACUUUAUGAGUAAAGCUAAACUGAAACCUUUGAUAUUAGUGGCAGCUACAUGGUGGCUGUUUAUGGGUCAUGUAAUUUAAUGAACAAGUGAUGGCGUGUUUAUGUGGGACAUCCAAUCUUUGAUAAUUAACUGCAUCCCUUGCUCAUGGAAGUGAGUUGUCAAACAGGAAUGUGCUUCAUGUUACUCUAUGUGAUCAAUUGAUGGCUUUAAAACCCGAUUCUGGUAGGAUAGUUUGUCCAGAGGCCUGUAACGGAGAUUUUUCGUCAGUCUGUGACCCUAUGGCUAUGAUGGGUGAUUUAUAUGGCCCUAACUAGGAUGGGGUGGCUGUCCUACAUGUUCAGACUUGUAUGAGUCAAGUUGUCAUACUUUCCAAGUCAUGAUCCACGCAGGGUUUGACUGAUUGACCGCAGCCUGACCCUGGACAUGCGCAAAAGGAUAUCCAGAAACUGAAGGAAUUUUCAUGUUGUGUCACUGAUGAUCCCGGUGAAAUCUAUAGUCACUAAUCUCUGAAUGAGUCCAAUCUCUUGUUAAAACGAGCUAUAGACCCAUUGCACUUCUUCCCUAACUUGAUACUCACAAUGAGUUGCUUGUAUCUUUUCAAUCUGUAGAAAAGUUAUAUAUUUCUCUAUUUGAGCUCUCUUUUACAAGCUUGGCCCUUGGCAGCAGCUGUGCAUCUAGAAAGGGAUGAACAGUUUAUAAACAAAUUGUAUGGAAAACAAAACAAAACAAUCUGGAUUUCUUAAUUCCAAGGUUCAGCUCCUAUAUUUAAGAUUUAAUUUGUAUGUAUAUGUAAUCUUAGUGUUAACACAGUCUGACUUAUUAUAUAUGCUUGGAUGAUCAUAUUUCAAAACCUUUAUUUUUUGGGCUUAAACUCGUGCACAAGAUCAACACAAGCCGGUAUUAUAAUUGCAAUAUUGAUUCUUAGAUCUAUUUAUUUAUUUGUAUUUAUAUAUAAAUGAUUCUACGCAUAAAAGUUGGUGUUACUGGGACUCACAUAAAGUUCGAUCUGAACUUGGCAGGUUUGGAGUGCCUACAAAGAUCAGAAGCAUGAUCUCUUUCUUCCUUCGAAUGCUCAGUCUGCCGCUGCCGGUGUUGCCGGGCUCAUUGAGAAUAGCUCAUCCAGAUUCACCUACGCUCUUACUGCUCCAGCACCGCAGCCAUUGCCCUUGAGGCCCCCUUCAUCUACUACGUCUACAACCUCCGACAGCAACACAGACAAAGGCGCCAGUUCAGGGAGCAGCCAAGAAUUUAUCGAAGCAACAAGGCAGCCCCCGCCGCACGGUUGA
Molecule: messenger RNA, 28806 nt
Organism: Spirodela intermedia
Lineage: Eukaryota; Viridiplantae; Streptophyta; Magnoliopsida; Alismatales; Araceae
Source: the annotation of a GenBank genome assembly